AAAAUAUGUGUUUCAAAGGCAAUCCAGAAAAGGGUUAUUGGAUUCCCUAGCUUUGACAAAACCUGGGCAGAAUAUAAGAAUGGUUUUGGUGCCCCUGAACAGGAUACAUGGAUCGGAAAUGACGUGAUUCAUCUAUUAACAAAGAAACAGCACAUAUCUUUAUAUGUUUCCAUCACGCUGUUGAAUGGCACAAUGUUAUAUCAGUUGUAUGAUCGAUUCUUUAUUUCCAAUGAAGCUGAGAAGUAUAGACUCUUCCUGGGAAGAAAUACAGCCGGAACCUUAGAUAACCGGAUGACAAACUCGUUGAUGCCACACGGAGUGUAUGAGCGUCUUGAUUUAAAUGGGACGUCAUUCAGUACUCCAGAUAGGGAUAAUGACUGGGCCCCUCAUGGCCACUGUGCUGCUCUGCAACGUGGAGGUUGGUGGUUCCACAGGUGUUAUAGUGCAUUCCUCAAUGGACUCUGGGCUUCAAAAAAAUGGAUAAAACCGUGGUUUCCCGCGGUACAUUAUGGGACACACUUGCGUGGGACAUGGAUGAUGGUUAAACGUAUCGAGCGUGAUGAUUAAUUAUAUAUACAAACUGUGACUUAUAGGACAAUACUGAUAAUUAAUCAUGUCUUAGCUUAAAAAACAAUUAAUUUUGUAUACAAACUGUGAUUGAUGUGAAUAGAACAAUGUUGAGAAUGUAACA
This is a messenger RNA of Saccostrea cuccullata (small rock oyster), 691 nucleotides long. RefSeq names its product ryncolin-4-like. The record is from RefSeq and is a predicted model, not a curated record. The coding region runs from base 193 to 567 and encodes 124 amino acids. The transcript has 4 exons. NCBI's taxonomy places the organism in Eukaryota, Metazoa, Mollusca, Bivalvia, Ostreida, Ostreidae.